AUGGGAACUCCCGAUGGAAAGACCUCUUGGACGACCAAGGACCCGAUGGAAAGACGGCAUGACUCAACCUUGCAGAUUUUCAAAAUUGGCAUCAGAGAUUGCCACGGCUCCGGAGCCGGCUCUUGGCUCCGGCUCAGAGCGGCUCCGGCUCCGAGCCGGGAGCCAGAGCCGGAGCCGGAAAUUUUGGGGUCGGCUCCGGCUCCCGAGCCCAAAGUCGGAGCCAGGCUUCCCAGCGGUCAGAAAAGUAAAAAUUUCGUGGUCUUGUUAAUCCAAAUUGCUUGAAAAACACUGCGGAGGAUGUGACUUGACUGCAAAAACGUCGGCUGUAUGAUCUCUGGCACUAAUAACUUUUAUUUUUGGAAAAACUUUUUUAAAAAAACAUUUUGCAUAGAAGCCGGGACUCGGAGCCGGAGGCCUUUUUAAAUUUUGCACGGAGCCAAGAGCCGGAGCCGGAGCUGCAAAUUUGGUCUCGGCUCCGGCUCUGGGAGCUAACAAGGGAAGUCACUUUUUUCGCAGAUCGAUCCAUACUGGUGACCUAGUGGACUGUGAAGGCCUCAGGCUGUGUAAGAAGAAUCUGGCGUCCAAAAGUGUUUACGGGCCCUGAGGGCAGAGUUAUGGCUCAUCAAAGUUCGCGCAAAAAAGGUUCCGAAAAGACCCUCCAAAAAAACGGGACCGGAGAAGUGAGCUUCGGUAGCAGAAUGGUUCGCAGAGUUUUCUUUUGUCUGGAAGGGCCAGGGUUCGAUUCCUCUUCCCGGCAAUAACUAAAAAUAAUAUUGUAAGAGUAGCGUAAGUUACAAAAAAAAUUGUUUAAAAAUAUUUUUGAAAAAUAUUAUUAUCUUGUCGUUAAAAAUUUGGGGAAAUUUGUGAGCUUGGACACGGUGAGGGAUGCGAGGGCAUUUUUCCACCGAUGAUCUCAUUCAAUUUCUGGAAUAAUGCGGCGAUUACGGUGGAUCAAGACGCCGUAUCAUUGGAGAAAACUGCGGGAACUUUGGCGUAAAGGUUGGACUGGGAUUCUCAAUAUGUAUAUCUCUGAUGUUUUAGAAGACGCCCUUGGUGAUGCUGAAGCGUUUGAGUCAAAUGCUGGCUGUCUGGGCAGAUGA
Messenger RNA from Bursaphelenchus xylophilus (pine wood nematode), 1100 nucleotides. NCBI's taxonomy places the organism in Eukaryota, Metazoa, Nematoda, Chromadorea, Rhabditida, Aphelenchoididae. The record is from the annotation of a GenBank genome assembly.